This is a messenger RNA of Cryphonectria parasitica EP155, 249 nucleotides long. RefSeq lists its product as uncharacterized. NCBI's taxonomy places the organism in Eukaryota, Fungi, Ascomycota, Sordariomycetes, Diaporthales, Cryphonectriaceae. The record is from RefSeq and is a predicted model, not a curated record. The annotation marks the transcript as partial. The transcript has a single exon.
UAUAACAAGUAUAGCUUUAAGAAUGCUUUUAUGCUGCUUGUUUCAGAUGAAUUCUCAGAGAAGUUUGCUAUAUAUAAGAUUUUUUUAUUGCUUAAUUUCUUUUCCAAGUAUAAUCAAGUGCAAUUAUAUUCUAAUAGCAGGAAUAUAAUAAUCUUCUUAAUGCUCUUAAGCUUAUUCAGAAUGUAUAUUCUAUUCCAGAGUGCUACUAACUCUGUUGCUCAGUUUAUAAGAAUAAUAGUUAAACUUCUA